This is a messenger RNA of Populus nigra (black poplar), 1464 nucleotides long. RefSeq names its product zinc finger protein CONSTANS-LIKE 5-like. Gene Ontology annotation, molecular function: protein binding; zinc ion binding. Gene Ontology annotation, biological process: regulation of flower development; regulation of photoperiodism, flowering. The record is from RefSeq and is a predicted model, not a curated record. The transcript has 2 exons. Bases 213 to 1367 code for a protein of 384 amino acids. NCBI's taxonomy places the organism in Eukaryota, Viridiplantae, Streptophyta, Magnoliopsida, Malpighiales, Salicaceae. Gene Ontology annotation, cellular component: nucleus.
UAGACUUAGAUGGAUAAUAACAAUCAAUAGCCAAGCAAUCAACACACCCAAUUCUUCGAGUCUUUACUCUUAGCCGCCGCAUUCCCACAAACACCAAAAUCCUACAACUCUCUCUUUACAGCAUUUUAGAGAAUCAGAAACCUAGAAGGAAAAACGUUUUCGGUUUCCUGUUUAUUUCAGAAACUGACUGGGAGAACCAAAAAAAAAACGAAAUGGGAAUUGAAGUUGAGAGCUUAAAGAACUUGACCGGAGGAUGGAGUGUUGCGGCUAAACGUUGCGACUCGUGCAAAACGGCAGCUGCAGCUGCGUUUUGCCGGGCGGACUCUGCUUUUUUGUGUCUGAAUUGUGACACCAAGAUUCACCAUAGUGGGGUGAACAGCAAAAUCAUGUCAAGGCACGAGCGUGUGUGGAUGUGUGAGGUUUGCGAGCAAGCACCAGCUGCGGUUACCUGUAAGGCUGAUGCAGCUGCUCUUUGUGUUACUUGUGAUGCUGACAUCCACUCUGCUAACCCUCUUGCUCGCCGUCAUGAACGAGUCCCCGUGGAGCCUUUUUAUGACUCUGCUGAAUCAAUUGUUAAGACUUCCUCGGCGUUUAAUUUUCUAGUGCCUGGUGAUCAAAAUGGUGUGUCUGCAUAUGAUCAUAACGAUGAGAUCGAGGGUGUUUCGUGGUUGUUGCACGAUAAUCACACAACACAUGACCUUAAUACCAAGAUCAACAUCGAGAAUCCUGUUGUCAAGACUGGAGAUAUCUUUUUCUGUGAAAUGGAUCCCUUUCUUGAUUUUGAGUAUCAGAAUUCCAUGGAUGGGAGGUACAAGCAGAGUCAUGGUGGGGGUGGUGCUGGAGCUGAUAGCGUUGUGCCUGUGCAAAACAAACCAGCUCCGCUUCCCGUGAUCGAUCAUAAAAACUGCUUUGAUAUUGAUUUCUGUAGAUCGAAACUCACCUCUUUCAGCAGCUACCCCUCUCAGUCCCUUAGCCACAGCGUUUCUUCGUCUUCCCUCGAUGUUGGUGUUGUUCCUGAUGGGAAUUCUAUGUCCGAUAUUUCGUAUCCCUUCGGCCGAAGCAUGAAUACUUAUACCGAUCCAAGCAUGCCCAUCUCAGGUUCCACUACAAAUCAAGCAGCAGCUCAGUUAGCUGGGAUUGACCGCGAAGCUAGAGUUUUGAGGUACAGAGAGAAAAGAAAGAACCGUAAAUUCGAAAAAACCAUACGGUAUGCUUCACGUAAAGCUUACGCAGAAACCAGGCCAAGAAUCAAAGGCCGAUUCGCGAAGCGAAGCGAAAUGGAAUCCGAUAUGGACACCCUAUAUAACUCUCCGAGCUCUGUCCCUUUCCUGGCCGAUACUCAUUACGGUGUCGUUCCCUCGUUUUGAUUUGAUUGUGGAUUAGGGAGGGGUUAAUUAGCUAUUAAUUACUAUGAAGAAGAAUAUGUAAUUUGUCAGCUAUAAUAACGGUGAGAAGUUGGUCUUA